Molecule: messenger RNA, 1750 nt
Organism: Hipposideros armiger (great roundleaf bat)
Lineage: Eukaryota; Metazoa; Chordata; Mammalia; Chiroptera; Hipposideridae
Gene: UXS1
Product: UDP-glucuronate decarboxylase 1
Exons: 10
Coding region: 1-1416 (471 amino acids)
Biological process (GO): D-xylose metabolic process
Cellular component (GO): cytoplasm
Molecular function (GO): NAD+ binding; UDP-glucuronate decarboxylase activity
Source: RefSeq, a predicted model, not a curated record
AUGGUGAGCAAGGCGCUACUGCGCCUCGUGUCUGCCGUCAACCGCAGGAGGAUGAAGCUGCUGCUGGGCAUCGCGCUGUUCGCCUACGUCGCCUGUGAGUGCGCGCCGGUGGCUGGCGGGGGAGCCUCAUUCAUUCCCCGGCGCCCCAGCGCUGAGACGGCGGGGCCGGGGGUGGGGAGGCGGGCUCUGUGCGGCCCCGGGGCGGCCCUGCAGCCGGGUCUUCCUCCCCGCCGGGACCUGCGCUUCCUGUUUCCACCCUUUUCCGGGGGCUUCGGACACCUCUCUCCAUUUCCACUUUUGCGGCAAAGCACCCAGCCAACUUGGACGCAGCCCCUCGACCGCUUAGGCCCUGGCGCGGAGACCGGGCGGCCCGGCGGAGGGUCCCUUGCCCCGGGGCGCGGUGACCGCGGGACCCCGCCCGGCGGCGGCUCUGCGGUCCUCGGCGGACCCCGCGUACCGCGGCCCCAGUUCACUGCCCCAAGUCUCCCCUCCCCGACGCGUGGAACUGCUGUGCAAGUCGCUCCCAGAGCCGGCGAGGGGGACGUCCCGGCCGGCGAUUCCGGACCGUUCCGCGCGGGGACACCCUGGAGACACCCGCGGUCAUGCCGCGGAGCCGUGUUGGUUAAGUCUAUCCAGGAAAAUGGCGAACUAAAAAUCGAAAGGAAGAUUGAAGAGAUUGUUGAACCACUGAGAGAGAAAAUAAGAGACUUGGAAAAAAGCUUCACCCAGAAAUACCCGCCAGUAAAAUUUUUAUCAGAAAAGGAUCGUAAACGAAUUUUGAUAACUGGAGGAGCGGGGUUCGUGGGUUCCCAUCUCACUGACAAACUCAUGAUGGAUGGCCACGAGGUGACCGUGGUGGACAACUUCUUCACGGGCAGGAAGAGAAACGUGGAGCACUGGAUCGGCCACGAGAACUUCGAGCUGAUUAACCACGAUGUGGUAGAGCCCCUCUACGUUGAAGUUGACCAGAUAUACCACCUGGCCUCUCCAGCCUCCCCUCCAAACUACAUGUAUAACCCCAUCAAGACACUAAAGACAAACACGAUCGGGACAUUAAACAUGCUGGGGCUGGCAAAGCGAGUCGGUGCUCGUCUGCUCCUGGCCUCCACGUCAGAGGUGUAUGGAGAUCCUGAAGUCCACCCCCAAAGUGAGGAUUACUGGGGCCACGUGAACCCGAUAGGCCCCCGGGCCUGCUACGAUGAAGGGAAACGUGUUGCGGAGACCAUGUGCUAUGCCUACAUGAAGCAGGAAGGCGUAGAAGUGCGAGUGGCAAGGAUUUUCAACACGUUUGGGCCGCGCAUGCACAUGAACGACGGCCGGGUCGUCAGCAACUUCAUCCUGCAGGCGCUCCAGGGCGAGCCGCUCACGGUGUAUGGAUCCGGGUCACAGACCAGGGCCUUCCAGUAUGUCAGGUAAGACCGCUGGGCCUGCUGCGGGCAGCCCGGCCUUCGCGGUGAUUCCAGCAGGGCUGGUGCAGACCGAACAGGCAGUGCCUGUUGUACACAGUAAUUGUCUUCACAACUCUAGCAAUGCGGCUUGGUGAAAAGUGCAUUUUAAUUUUAAGAUGCUAAUCCUUUACUGCCACCUAGUGUUCGGUAGGUAAACUUGCCCAGCUUUGAGGUAACGGUGGUUUUAGUUCAGGCCAACUCAAGAUUUGGCCUUAAUCAUCCAUGAAACCUAGAUUCCAAAAUCAGACCCAUUUUAAACACGGCUUUUGGGGGUGGAUGAGAUUGUCCUCAUUAAGGCAAAG